AACUAGCACAAUCGUAUAACGAUUGAAAAUGGCUGACCAAAAGAGUUCAGCCCAACCCUCGACACCGAAGCAAAAGUCCGUACCUCCUGUAUUCAACUUUAUCAAUGGAGGACUGUCAGGAAUGCUAGCCACCUGCGUCGUGCAUCCGAUGGACGUGCUAAAAAAUCGUAUGCAAUUGAACCGUGACGGAACCUCGAUCGUAAAGUUGAUGAAAUCUAUCAUGGCUGAGGAAGGAUUAACAAAAUUUUAUCGAGGUUUGACUGCCGGCUUGGUUCGACAAGCGACUUACACCACCACAAGAUUAGGGAUUUACAAUCAGCUGCUGGAUAUUUGGAGAGCGAAUAAGGCAUCCCCGCCCAGUUUUAUGGUCCUUUGUACAAUGGGAAUGACUGCUGGAGUUUGCGGAGCCUUCGUAGGAACCCCGGCCGAGAUAGCGCUGGUGAGAAUGUCAGCCGAUGGAAGGCUGCCACCAGAUCAUAGGAGAAAUUACAAACACGUCUUUGACGCGUUCUUCAGAAUUUACAAGGAAGAAGGUAUCACUGCACUGUGGAGAGGCUGCAUCCCGACAAUGGGAAGGGCAGCGGUUGUAAAUGUAUCGCAAUUGGCGACUUACAGUCAAGCAAAGAAAAUGAUAGUGAAAACAUGGAACAUUAAGGAGGGAAUUCCUCUCCAUUUUUGGGCAUCCAUGGUAUCUGGACUUCUUACAUCGUUCAACUCCAUGCCUUUCGAUAUUGCGAAAACAAGAAUACAGAAUCUUAAGGCAUCGGUGAAACCUCCGUCAAUGAUAAGUGUAAUAACCAAGACCGCACAGCAGGAAGGAAUAACUGCUCUGUGGAAAGGAUUCGUGCCAACCUACUGCAGGAUUGGACCUCACACGGUCCUUACAUUCAUGAUAAACGAACAGCUGACCAAACUAUCGAGGCAAUAUUUUGUUUGAAAUGUUUCUUUCGCGUGCAAUUGAAUAGCUUUUCAAUGCUAAACAUGAACCUUAACCCUUCUUAUGUUCAAGCACAUAUAUAGUAUACAUACUUAUAUUCAACUUGUACCUACUUGUUUUUGCGUUUUGCUUACACAUGCGUAUAAGAAACAAGAAAAAUCGUUUCACCUCCUUAAAUUGAUACUUCGUUCCAUACUUCCGCGAUGAUAU
Molecule: messenger RNA, 1147 nt
Organism: Diprion similis
Lineage: Eukaryota; Metazoa; Arthropoda; Insecta; Hymenoptera; Diprionidae
Product: mitochondrial 2-oxoglutarate/malate carrier protein-like
Exons: 6
Coding region: 29-937 (302 amino acids)
Biological process (GO): thiosulfate transport; malate transmembrane transport; succinate transmembrane transport
Molecular function (GO): oxaloacetate transmembrane transporter activity; succinate transmembrane transporter activity; malate transmembrane transporter activity
Source: RefSeq, a predicted model, not a curated record